Catharus ustulatus (Swainson's thrush) is the source of this 716-nucleotide messenger RNA. It is a transcript of the gene NAA38, whose product is annotated as N-alpha-acetyltransferase 38, NatC auxiliary subunit. Gene Ontology annotation, molecular function: RNA binding. Lineage: Eukaryota; Metazoa; Chordata; Aves; Passeriformes; Turdidae. The record is from RefSeq and is a predicted model, not a curated record. The transcript is spliced from 4 exons. The coding region runs from base 1 to 624 and encodes 207 amino acids. Gene Ontology annotation, cellular component: NatC complex.
AUGACGCCGGGCCCGGGGUCGCCGCCGAGCCCGCGCCGCCCGUCGCCGUGGCAACGCCACCGGAAAUCCCCGCCCUGUGCGUCGCAGGGUGUGCUGGGAAACGUAGUCCUCUGCCACGUGGCCCGCUAUUACCGCGCGGUGCACGCUGGGAAAUGUAGUCACGGGUUCAGCACCCGUUAUGGUGGCAGCGGCGCGCGGUGCACGCUGGGAAAUGUAGUCACGGGAUCAAGUACCCACUAUGGGUUCAAGCGGCGCGCGGUGCACGCCGGGAGUUGUAGUGCGUGGCUCCGCCCCCUGGGCCGCGGCGCCAUCAUGGCGGAUCCGCCUGAGGAGGCGGGGAGCGGCCCGGCCGAGCCCGGCCCGGGGGUCUCGGGGCCCCCCCGGGGGCGGCAGCGGCUCGAGGCGCUGCUCAACCGCAGCCUCCGCAUCCGCAUGUCGGACGGGCGGACCCUGGUGGGCGCGUUCCUGUGCACGGACCGCCAGAGCAACGUGAUCCUGGGCUCGGCGCAGGAGUUCCUGAAAGCUGCGGACGCGUUCCCGGGCAGCGAGCCCCGAGUGCUGGGGCUGGCCAUGGUCCCCGGGCACCACAUCGUGUCCAUCGAGGUGGAGCCCCCCUACCCCUGAGGGGCCCCGAAAACCGCGGGGGGACCCCAGAAACAACGGGGGGACCCCAAAAACCACCCUGAGGAACCCCAAAAAACACCCUGAGGAACCCC